AUGAUCAUAUGGGCCAAACAAAAUGAAACAGAAUUUGGUUCUAAUGAGAACUUGGAGCAAGGGAAGUUUAUUGUUUUGAAUAAGGAUGUGCCUUAUGCGGAGCAUGAGCGGAUUGAUGAGAAUGUGGACCAAGCAAAGGUAGUGAGUGGUCAUUCUGUUGAUGUGCCUUAUGACUGGGUUAAUGAGAAUGUGGACCAAGCAAAGGAUGCGUCUUAUGCGGAGCAUAAGCGGGUUAAUGAGAGUAUGGAACAAGCAAAGGAUGUGCCUUAUGUGGAGCAUGAGCUGAUUAAUGAGAAUGCGGAGCAAGCAAAGGAUGUGUGUUAUGCGGAGCAUGAUGAGCAGGUUAAUGAGAGUAUGGAUCAGGAAAAAGUAGACGCGUUUGAGGCUAUAUUGUUUCCAACUUUAGGUAAAACACAUUAG
Molecule: messenger RNA, 420 nt
Organism: Arabis nemorensis
Lineage: Eukaryota; Viridiplantae; Streptophyta; Magnoliopsida; Brassicales; Brassicaceae
Source: the annotation of a GenBank genome assembly